ACCAAUUGCUUCCAUGUGGCUUUACGUGGCCUGCCUCAUUGGCCUUUAUUAUUUGUUUCGCUGGUACCGGGAGAGGCAGGUGGUGAGUAACCUUAGAGACAAAUAUGUCUUUAUCACUGGCUGUGACUCUGGAUUUGGGAACCUGCUGGCUAAGCAGCUGGACCUUCGAGGCCUGAGAGUGCUAGCGGCCUGUCUGACAGAGAAAGGGGCUGAGCAGCUGAGGCAUGAUACUUCAGACAGGGUAGAGACAGUGAUCCUGGAUGUGACCAAGACUGAGAGCAUCACUGCAGCGGCCCAGUGGGUGAAGGAGCAUGUGGGAAAUAAAGGACUCUGGGGCCUCGUCAAUAAUGCAGGAGCUGUCUUUCCAGAUGUUUGUACUGAGUUGAUGAUCAAAGAGAACCUUAUGAAGACAAUGAAUAUAAACCUGUUUGGAGUAAUUGAGGUGACAAUGAGCAUGCUGCAAAUGGUGAAGCAAGCCAGGGGGAGGAUUGUCAAUGUCUCUAGCGUCAUGGGGAGAGUUGCUUUCUCUUUAGUACCCUACUGUUGUUCCAAACAUGGAGUGGAAGCUUUUUCAGAUUGUCUGAGUUCUCACCGCUACCAAAAACUCACUGGAAAAGGGUAGCACGAAUUUGCACCUGGUAACUGACUGUAUGGAACAUGCUCUGACAUCGCGUUACCCUCGCUAUCGCUAUUCAGCUGGCUGGGAUGCUCAAUUCUUCUUUAUUCCCUUGUCCUAUUUGCCCACAGUACUGUCAGAUUAUGUAUGGUCUGCAAAU
Molecule: messenger RNA, 776 nt
Organism: Trichosurus vulpecula (common brushtail)
Lineage: Eukaryota; Metazoa; Chordata; Mammalia; Diprotodontia; Phalangeridae
Product: 17-beta-hydroxysteroid dehydrogenase type 6-like
Exons: 3
Coding region: 14-622 (202 amino acids)
Molecular function (GO): oxidoreductase activity
Source: RefSeq, a predicted model, not a curated record